Molecule: messenger RNA, 3378 nt
Organism: Fundulus heteroclitus (mummichog)
Lineage: Eukaryota; Metazoa; Chordata; Actinopteri; Cyprinodontiformes; Fundulidae
Gene: stim2b
Product: stromal interaction molecule 2b
Exons: 10
Coding region: 183-2228 (681 amino acids)
Biological process (GO): store-operated calcium entry; intracellular calcium ion homeostasis; activation of store-operated calcium channel activity
Cellular component (GO): plasma membrane; endoplasmic reticulum
Molecular function (GO): protein binding; calcium ion binding; calcium channel regulator activity
Source: RefSeq, a predicted model, not a curated record
UGUGUGUGUGUGUGCGAGCGAUCCAAAGGCAGACUUUAAGACAAAGCCAGCUCUGGCGGGUUUUUUAAUCCCAACAAGCAUCUGUGCCCCCUCCUCCUCCAGAUAUCGCUACAGCGAUGUUACCGAACAGCGCCGAUGACUCAGCCUUGUCUCUCGUGUUUUUCUAGUUCAUAAUAGAAGACAUGAAGCAGCAGCAGACCAACAAACACAGCAACCUGCACCGGGAAGACCAGCACAUCACAGUGGAGGAGCUGUGGAAGGGCUGGAAGACUUGUGAAGUCCACAACUGGACCAUGGAGGACACGGUGCAGUGGCUGAAGGAGUCGGUGGAGCUGCCGCAGUACGAGAAGAACUUCCGGGACUUCAGAGUCACAGGGAACACGCUUCCCCGAAUAGCGGCGAACGAGCCGUCGUUCAUGUCGAUGCAGCUGAAGAUAUUAGACCAGCGGCAUAAACAAAAGUUAAACUUGAAGGCGCUCGAUGCUGUGCUUUUCGGGCCUCCUCUUCGUCCGCAGCACAACUGGGUGAAAGACUUCGUCCUGAUGGUUUCCAUCGUGAUCGGCGUGGGAGGCUGCUGGUUCGCCUACAUUCAGAACAAGUCCAGCAAGGUGCACAUUUCUCAGAUGAUGAAAGAUCUGGAGAGCCUUCAGAAUGCCGAGCAGAGCUUGAUGGAGCUGCAGAGUCGGCUGGAAAAGGCUCAGGAGGAGAACCGCACCGUUGCCGUGGAGAAGGAGAACCUUGAGCAGAAGAUGCGGGACGAGAUCAUCGACGCCAAAAAGGAGGCUCACCGACUGCGAGAGCUGCGGGAGGGCGCCGAGUGCGAGCUCAGCCGGCUGAAAUACGCAGAGGAGGAGCUGGUGCAGGUGCGAAGGGCUCUGAAGCGGGCGGAGAAGGAGAUGCAGUCCGAGCGUUCGGUCCCCGAAGCGCUGCAGAAAUGGCUGCAGCUCACGCACGAGGUGGAAGUUCAGUACUACAAUAUCAAGAAGCAGAGCGCCGAGUUUCAGCUCUACGUCGCCAAAGACGAGGCAGAGAAAAUAAAAAAGAAAAGAGGCUCUGUGUUUGGAACGCUCCAUGUUGCCCACAGCUCAUCCCUGGAUGAGGUGGACCACAAGAUACUGGAGGCAAAGAAAUCUCUGUCGGAAGUGACGGCGUGCCUGAGGGAGCGGCUUCACCGCUGGCAGCAGAUCGAGAAGCUCUGCGGCUUCCCCAUCGUCAACAACUCAGGCCUGCCGAGCCUGACGGCCAGCCUCUACUCAGACCACAGCUGGGUGGUCAUGCCCCGAGUCUCCGUCCCCCCGUACCCCAUCGCAGGCGGUGUAGACGACCUGGAUGAGGACACGCCUCCCAUCAUUCCACCGUACUCCACUGCAUUGAUCCGGCCCCCGCUGACCCGCAACAGCAGCAUGUGCCGCUCCCGCCGAAGCCUGCUGAGCCAGCAGUCGUCGCUGAUGUCCCCGGACCCAGACCUGCUGUCCAUGGCCGGCUCGUCCCUCUCCUAUCGCCCCGAUGCGGACGACGAACAGUUCAUGUUCAGUGUGGAUAGGAGGGGGUAUGUAGCCGUGGCCGGAACGCCGUGGAAUGGUUUUACAUUUUGGACUAACAGAGAACCGGCUCAGGACGGCGGCUCCGACACGGACUCCCUCAGCUCGAGCAUCGGCCGCAAGCAGCUGCACUCCCCGUGCGCGCCCGGCCCCGACACCCCGUACCGCCGGAUCUCCCGCGAGGAGCUGCUGCUGCUGGGCCAGGGCAGCCCCGAGCGCCCCGGGUCCACGCACACCACCAGCAGCAGCAGCAGCAGCAGCCUCAGGGACUCCACGCCCCCUCCCAUGCCCCCGACGCCGGCCACCACCCCCUCCGGCCCCCCCUCCACCUCCCCCUCCCCGGCCCUGGAGCACCACCCGUUUGCACAGAAAGGCUCGCCCGAUCUCACCUGCGUCAUGCCCGAGUCCCAGAGCAUGCCGCUGUCGCAGGGCAGCGCCGCCUCCCCGACGGGGAAGGGCGUGUACAACGGCAUGCUGGAGAAGUCCUACAGCUACGGGCAGCUGCCGGCGAGCAUGCUGCCCAACGUGGGGCGCCACCCGUCCCUCACCUCGCUGGACUCAGAGGGCCGGAGCGUGGGCAGAGAUUACAAGCUGCACAGCACCUCCUCCCAGGACUCCUGCGACAACGGGGAGAAAAUCAAGCGCUCCUCCUCUAAAAUCAAAAGCUUGUUUAAGAAGAAGAAAUAGAAACAUUCGGAGCGGAGAUAGCGGGCGCGCGCGUGUGCGAGUGACAGAGAGGAGAGGAAACUAACAAAGAGUUUUAUCGCUCAUACGUCACUGGAAGAUAAAACAUUUCAUUUUCUCUCCUGGUUUUUGUCAUCAAAGAUGGAAUGUAGCUCAGCCUGGGUGCCGUCAAACGCCCCUCAGCCUGGUAGCCUUAUUUUCUCAAUAAUCCCUUUUUAUUUUAGUUCUCACAGAGAAAACGCGCACAGGUCGAGGAAGGAGCCCAGGGCAACUCUGAACCUGCACACGCUCUUCUCUUCAUUUUUUUUUUUUUUUUUUUUUUUUAGUUUGAACCAAAAAAAGUCUCUCUUAAAGGGUCUAAAAGGUGCGGUCUGUACAUUUAGUUUCAAGCUCACAAAGUGUAGUGUUUCACUGAAGACGUGUAGUGUGGAUGAACUCGUGUACUUGACUCAUUUCAUUCAGAAGAGGGGAGGGGAAAGAAGAAAAAAAAAAAAAAGGAUAAUCCUGCUAAAAGUUUGUUGCACUACUGCUUUCUUCGUGGUUGUUUUGGGGGGGAGAGAGGCGCUGCUCGCGGAGUUUUACGCGUUUGAAUCAAGAUGUCAUGAAGGGAGGAUGCAUGAGCGAUCGCAAUGAAAACGCAGCACAGAGCCAAAAUGAUCUGACGUGCCCUCAGUGCCACUCUUUACGGAUGUCUCAGUAUAAAUAUAUAAAUAGAAAAUAUAUAUAUAUAUAUAAACAGUUUUCACAUGUUGUUCUUAAAGGUGAUUUUAAUAGAUUUUUAAAUUUUAGGGUUUCACUGCAGACAGAAGCCACAACAGUCACUUUAUCUGUGUUCUUGUCGCCCUUUAUUACUUGAUUACCUGCAUCCUGUAGCCAUACAGUAAACAAAAUCUAUCAUCCUUAUGUUUUAAUAUCAAAGACAUCCUGCAGCUUUUUAAACUUGGUGUCGUCAUAAUCUUUCGGGGGAAAAUUGGCUUUCAGGUGCAUCUCAAGUAAGUUAGAAUAUCGUUGAAAAGGUCAUUUGUUUUAGUAAUGUGGUUUGAAAAGUGUAACGAGAUUUGCUGCAAACGGAGUGAUGAGUUUUACGCGUCUGUUUUGGGUAACUUUAAUUUUAGCUUACAGCAAAUGAGAUCUUUUCAGUUGUUUUUUUUUA